AUCCCCACAACAUCCGGGCUCCCACGCCUGCAACCCGUUGCCGUGGAGACUGGCUGCUACACUAGAAGACAGGGUUUUCACCAGCUCUUUCACUCUCCAGAAGCCACACGGAUCGUUCUGGCUUCGUCCUUGCUGCUGCUUUUCGUCGAUUCAGUGAGAAGACCGGACCCUGCGCCCUCGCCAGACUUCUCGCCAUCAAGAAAGAGCUGCUUUUGCUGAAAAGAUUUUGAAGAUGGAGAAACCGACCGACUGGGACUUGUUAAUGAGUAAAUAACAAAGGAAGCCAUUCAAGUAGCUGAUGUUGGGCAAAAGCUGGUUUCACAACUAGACCUGCUUUUUGUGUUGCUGUAACCAGGAACUGAAUCUCAAGCCUCACACAAAUUAGGAAAGCACCCUCCAAGGAGGUUAAGAAAAGUACUUUGACUUCAGAUGAAAUGAAACCUGAACCAUCGGCUCCAUGUGUGAACCCUGGCAACCCUGUGUUCUCCUGUAUGUUGGACCCCAAGACAUUCCACACAACCACCUCAUUGUCUAAACCACAGAUGAUCAUGUACAAAACCAAUUCUAGCCAGUAUGGUGCGUUCUCGCCCAAGCCCCAGUUCUUUCCCUGCAGGUAUACUCCAAAAGAACAAGUGUUCUCGAAUCACAUCAAAGCAACUGGGUUUUAUCAAAAUAACAGCCUAAAUACUGCCCCUGACAGAACCAGAACCAUCGAUUUUCCUAACUUUCAACACACUCUCUGAAAAUACAUCUUCCUGACAGCUGAAGAUAAAAUGUUCUAGAGAAUGUUUGUUUUUAAGUCUAGUGUGCCUAAUUUUUGAACAUGAAAGGAUUUUAAUAUCUUUUAAUAAAAAAGAUAUAAAUACA
Cricetulus griseus (Chinese hamster) is the source of this 867-nucleotide messenger RNA. The record is from RefSeq and is a predicted model, not a curated record. NCBI's taxonomy places the organism in Eukaryota, Metazoa, Chordata, Mammalia, Rodentia, Cricetidae.